ACGAGGGUUUGUUCAAAUGUUUGUGAUUUGCUGAUUGGGGUGAAUUUUGAUCGCGUGGGCGUGAUUUGACAGUGCGGCCUGGAGGAUAAGUGGGAUAAUUGGUCUCAAAGCUCAUCAGACAUGUCACAGCUAGAUCCAGCUGCCCUUCUGAGCACUGCCAGACAUGAGAAGUCAUUGAGUUUGCUCACCACCAGAUUUGUGGCACUGCUGCAGGAGUCAGCUGAUGGAAUCUUGGACCUCAAACAGGCUGCAGAUAUUCUGGAAGUCCACCAGAAGAGGCGUAUUUAUGACAUCACGAACGUCCUCGAGGGCAUCGGUCUAAUCGAGAAGAGAAGUAAAAACAGCAUAGUUUGGAAAGGAGGGGGGCCUGGAACGAACACACAGGAGCUUCAAGAAAAGCUGUCAUAUUUGAAAGCCGACGUCGCCAUGCUUGAGUCCAAAGAGUCCGUGCUGGACAAGCAUAAGCAGUUCGUGCUGAUGAGCAUCAAGAACAUCACCGAGGACCCGGACAACUACCAGCGGGCGUACACGUGGCACGAGGACCUGUGCGGCUGCUUCGAGGGCGACACGCUGCUGGCGGUUCAGGCGCCCAGCGGCACGCAGCUGGAGGUGCCGCCCCCGGAGAAGGACCCCGAGAUGGACGGCGACCGCUAUACCAUCCACAUGCGCUCGUCAUCGGGGCCAAUCUACGUGCUGUACGUGAACCGGGACCCGGAGGGCACGAGCCCCACCUCCGUGCAGGUGCCUCCGCCGCCGACCCUCGCCGGGAUCAAGGAGGAGCACUUUUCCGACAUCCGGAUGGGCAGCACAGCAGCGCCGUCGUCCGGCGCGGCGCACCAUCCGGAGUGA
Molecule: messenger RNA, 849 nt
Organism: Pollicipes pollicipes
Lineage: Eukaryota; Metazoa; Arthropoda; Thecostraca; Pollicipedomorpha; Pollicipedidae
Product: transcription factor E2F4-like
Exons: 8
Coding region: 121-849 (242 amino acids)
Biological process (GO): regulation of transcription by RNA polymerase II
Cellular component (GO): RNA polymerase II transcription regulator complex
Molecular function (GO): DNA-binding transcription factor activity, RNA polymerase II-specific; RNA polymerase II cis-regulatory region sequence-specific DNA binding; protein dimerization activity
Source: RefSeq, a predicted model, not a curated record